Messenger RNA from Sorghum bicolor (sorghum), 1833 nucleotides. Its product is annotated as phosphoribosylaminoimidazole-succinocarboxamide synthase, chloroplastic. The transcript is spliced from 12 exons. Gene Ontology annotation, cellular component: cytoplasm; chloroplast stroma. The coding region runs from base 98 to 1300 and encodes 400 amino acids. Gene Ontology annotation, molecular function: phosphoribosylaminoimidazolesuccinocarboxamide synthase activity. The record is from RefSeq and is a predicted model, not a curated record. NCBI's taxonomy places the organism in Eukaryota, Viridiplantae, Streptophyta, Magnoliopsida, Poales, Poaceae. Gene Ontology annotation, biological process: 'de novo' IMP biosynthetic process.
GCCCAAAGCAGUCACACCCGGCCGCCAAAAAGAAAAGAAAAGAAAAGAAAAGGGGAACCCGCUUCUCUUGCCCGAAAGGUUCUUCGCCGCCCUUCCCAUGUCCCCCUGCGCGCCGCCCGCCGCCGCCGCCGCGCGCGGAGUGAACCCGGCUAAACCACUCCGCCGGGCCCCGUCCUCCUCAACCCAUGCUCGCUUCCCCCACCUCUUUAUGUCCUCUUCUCCUCCCCGCACCUCGCCCCUCGCGGCGGCGGCCUGCGGAAGCGGGGCGGCGGCCCCUUCCUCCCUUCUCGCCGCCGACCCGGGCCACCGCGAGGCCGUGCUGCUCGCUGCACGCGCCGCCAUGGGGAACUGCCUCGGAGAGACCCGCCUCGACCUCGCGGUGCCAGGGCUCCGCCUCGCUGCCAAGGGCAAGGUGAGGGACGUGUACGAGAGCGGGGAGCACCUGGUGUUGGUGACCACCGACAGGCAGAGCGCUUUCGACCGCGUACUUGCUUCCAUCCCGUUUAAAGGGCAGGUUCUUAAUGAGACAAGCCUUUGGUGGUUCAAUCAGACCCGUCACAUUACUCCAAAUGCAGUAGUGUCUUCUCCUGAUAAGAAUGUAACAAUCGCCAAAAGGUGCACAGUUUUUCCAGUUGAAUUUGUUGUGAGGGGCUUUGUUACAGGAAGCACUGAUACAUCUUUAUGGACAGUUUAUAAUAAGGGUGUAAGGAACUAUUGUGGAAAUGCUCUUCCUGAUGGCAUGGUAAAGAAUCAGAAGCUAUCUGCAAAUAUACUGACACCAACAACUAAAGCUGCAGAUCAUGAUGUCCCUGUCACUCCAGAUGAGAUAAUCAAGUCAGGGUUGAUGUCAAAGGAGGAUUUUCAUGAGGCUGGAAGCAAAGCCUUAAGCUUGUUUGCAUAUGGACAGAAAGUGGCCUUAGAGAAUGGAUUAAUUCUGGUUGACACAAAGUAUGAGUUUGGAAAAACAGCUGAUGGGACAAUCGUGUUGAUUGAUGAGGUUCAUACUCCUGACUCCAGCAGAUAUUGGAUUGCUAAUUCAUAUGAAGAUAGAUUCAAAUCUGGCCUCGAACCUGAAAAUGUUGAUAAGGAGUUUUUAAGGCUUUGGUUCAAGAACAACUGCAAUCCAUAUGAAGAUGCGGUUCUGCCAGAAGCUCCAGAAGAGUUGGUUUGUGAGCUAGCCUGGCGGUACAUUUUCCUGUUUGAAACCAUCACAAAGACAAAAUUCGAGAUCCUGGAAACACAGGAACCAAUUCAUGAAAGGAUAUCAAGGAAUGUCGCUCAAGCCUUACUGGACCUAUGAUUGCUGAUAGGGGAUCCUGGGGCAGAGUUUGCUGUGAGGCGCAUUUCUGGUACCAAUAUUCCCGUGAGAAUAUUAGUAUGCGCACAUGCCAUAUAUCCGUCAUGUGAAGGUUGCCAUUGCGGCUUGAUGAAGCAGAACUAUCCACAUUUCUUCAUGAUCUGUGAUUGAUGAAGCAGAACUAUCCACAUUUCUUCAUGAUCUGUGAUGUAAUGUGGUAAUAAACUCCAACUAGAGCUGGUUGUGUUUAUGUGAGCAACCGCCAUGCUCUGUUGGUGAGAUUUGCCGUGUUUGGAGCAUGAGGGGAGAUAAAUAGAGAAAUUCAGACAGACAGAUGCGGUAUGCAUACGGAUCUUCCUCUAAUUUCCUGGUGUCAGUGUAACGUUUGGCAAGUGGUUGAGCUGAGCAGCCAUCACGCUCUAGAAACAUAUCUUUCUGAAAUGAAAAGAAUAAAUUGCAAAUAACCAUUCGAACAGUUCAUUAGUAUGUUUGUACGUAAUUGGGCUUUUCCUCAAUAAAGUAAAUUUUUUUUUCAA